AAAGACGGUAGAGGAAUCCGCCUGUUUGUGUCAUGAUUGCUCUUUUGCUCCCCAUCCUCAGCGAAACAACCCCGCCCAUCACCCAGACCCCCCAAUUCCAGGUUUGUGACGUCCAGCUUCCUGUCGCACAAAAUGGCUCCGAAGAUUGCUAUUGUCUAUUACUCGUUGUACGGCCACAUCCGGCAGUUGGCCGAGGCUGAGAAGGCUGGUAUUGAGAAGGCUGGCGGCACGGCGGAUGUGUACCAAGUCCCCGAAACGCUCUCUCAGGAUGUGCUGGAAAAGAUGCACGCCCCGCCCAAGGCAGCCGACAUCCCCGUCCUCGAGGAUCCCAGCGUCCUGGAGCAGUACGACGGCUUCCUCUUCGGCAUCCCCACGCGGUACGGCAACUUCCCCGCGCAGUGGAAGACGUUCUGGGAUAAGACAGGCAAGCUGUGGACCUCUGGUGCCUUCCAUGGCAAGUAUGCCGGUCUCUUCAUCUCGACGGGCAGCCUGGGUGGUGGUCAGGAGUCGACGGCCAUAGCCGUCCAGAGCACGUUGGCCCAUCACGGCAUCAUCUACGUCCCUCUCGGCUACGCCAAGGCCUUCGGCAUCCUGACCGAUUUGUCGGCGGUCCGCGGUGGAUCGGCCUGGGGUGCCGGUACCUUCGCGGGCGUCGACGGCAGCCGCCAGCCGAGCGAGGCCGAGAAGGAGCUGGCCAUCAUCCAGGGCGAGUGGUUCUACAAGACGGUCGCCAAGGCUGUUGGUGCGUAACCACUCUUGACGCGGGCAAACGAAAGGCAUGGCCGGCGGUGCUAAUAAGCGGUCGGAAGGAGGCCUGGCGGAGAGCACGGGUAACACCGUGCCAACGCAGGCUGCUGCGACGCCGGACACGAAGAAGAGGGAGGAGCCGAAGGAGGAUCGUGGUCCUGCCAAGAAGGAGUCGGCUAAG
Messenger RNA from Thermothelomyces thermophilus ATCC 42464, 928 nucleotides. RefSeq lists its product as uncharacterized. Gene Ontology annotation, molecular function: NAD(P)H dehydrogenase (quinone) activity; FMN binding. The record is from RefSeq and is a predicted model, not a curated record. The coding region runs from base 133 to 750 and encodes 205 amino acids. The transcript has 3 exons. NCBI's taxonomy places the organism in Eukaryota, Fungi, Ascomycota, Sordariomycetes, Sordariales, Chaetomiaceae.